This is a messenger RNA of Helianthus annuus (common sunflower), 1896 nucleotides long. RefSeq names its product E3 ubiquitin-protein ligase RNFT1. Gene Ontology annotation, molecular function: ubiquitin protein ligase activity. The coding region runs from base 321 to 1667 and encodes 448 amino acids. Gene Ontology annotation, biological process: positive regulation of ERAD pathway. The record is from RefSeq and is a predicted model, not a curated record. Lineage: Eukaryota; Viridiplantae; Streptophyta; Magnoliopsida; Asterales; Asteraceae. The transcript is spliced from 8 exons.
UCUUGCUGUCUUUGUCUUCAAACAUCCCUUCUUCCCCUGUCCUCUUCACCCCCAAAUUCCAUUACUCCAUCCACUAUCCUUUUCUUCCACACCUACAACUCCCAUUUCUUCACCUCAAUCACACCAACCAAACCCUAACCCUAACCCUAACCCUAACAAUCAUGAUCAAACCAAUCAUCAUCACACCUCAAUCCAUAUCCAAAACCGAUCAUCACACCUCAAUCCAUUGACUUUCAUCGCCACAAUCAAGCCCUAAUUCACCCAAACACCCUCCGUUACCCGAUCAAUUUCCACAAUUCGAACAUUAGGGUUUCAGUUUGAUGGAGCCAGUAGGCGUUGGUGCUGCCACCACAAAUUCCGAUACUUCCGUUGCGAAUACGACGUCGAAUUCAUCUCAAACGACGUCGUUUCAGAUACUACGGUUUUUACAAGCUCCGGUAACUACUUUGUUUGAAUACUCUGGUUUUUUACGGCCUAGGUUAAGUAAUAGUAACGAGUAUUAUGAAUCUGAGAGGUUGAUUUCACGUAGAAGUAGUAGUAGUUUGAAUGAUUUAGGUGGUGCUGGUAGUGGUAGUGGUAGUGUUGGUAGGAAUAGUGAGAAUAAUGAUGGUGAGGUUUCGAUUCGGAUAAUUGGUGAUGGAGAGGAAGAAGAAGGGGGAGAUGAUGGGGAUAAUAGUGAUUUGGAUGGGAGGAGUGGUGGUGGUGGUGAUGGGAGUAGUGGUAAUAAUAAUAAUAAUAAUGCGAGUGAUUCGUCGAAUCAGAAUCAGAAUCAGAAUCAGCAGAGGUAUGAUUUGCAGCAGGUUUCGAGGUGGAUUGAGCAGAUUCUUCCGUUUUCUUUGUUGUUGAUUGUUGUGUUUAUUCGUCAACACCUGCAAGGUUUCUUUGUAACAAUAUAUGUAACCGCUUUCAUGUACAAGUCAAAUGACAUUCUUCGUAAACAAACAGCUUUAAAGGGGGAGAGAAAACUAUCCGUUCUUGUUGGCUACAGUAUAAUCUUUAUGCUUCAUGUGGUUGGAGUAUACUGGUGGUAUCAAAAUGAUGAUCUUAGCUACCCGCUGUUCAUGAUUCCGCCAAAAACAAUACCGCCAUUCUGGCAUGCUAUAUUCAUAAUAAUCGUAAACGAUACAAUGGUCCGGCAGGCAGCUAUGACUUUAAAAUUGGUACUGCUUAUGUACUAUAAGAAUGGCAGGGGCCAUAAUUUCCGUAGGCAGGGUCAAAUGUUGACACUGGUCGAGUACGCUCUGUUGUUAUACCGUGCAUUCUUGCCUGCUCCAGUUUGGUAUAGAUUCUUUUUGAACAAAGAAUACGGGAGCCUGUUUUCUUCUUUGAUAACAGGGUUAUAUUUGACUUUCAAGCUUACAUCAGUAGUGGAGAAGGUUGGAUCUUUCUAUGCUGCAUUGAAGGCUUUAUCACGAAAAGAAAUGCAUUAUGGAUCGUACGCAACAUCAGAACAGCAGGUAAGUGAAGCAGGUGAUAUGUGUGCAAUAUGUCAAGAAAAGAUGCAGGCCCCAGUAUUGCUAUGCUGUAACCACAUCUUCUGUGAAGACUGUGUUUCAGAAUGGUUUGAAAGAGAGAGAACAUGCCCUUUAUGCAGAGCCUUGGUUCGACCAGCUGACAUACGGUCAUUUGGUGACGGUUCCACAAGUCUUUUCUUUCGGCUGUUUUAAGUUCGUUUAUCGACACACAUGUUUCUCCGUUGCUGCUGAUGUCAUCACAAAGUUAAUACACCCGUCAUGGAGUCUGCUUGGUUUGUUCUCACCGUUAGCCGGAGUUAGAGUAAUUAUUUUCUCGCACUAUUUUUCUUUUCUUCCUGAGUUGUACAGCCGGGCUUUUAACGUCGCACUCAAAUAUAUAUAUUCUGCUCGUAUAAUACGCAAGAUGAUUGUUUAAUUUAUG